GCAGCAGGAAAGCCAACUUACCUUCGCUUGCCACGUCUUGUGCGCAUCAAAACUGAUCAUAAUUGAAGCAUGAACAAACAUGGCUGCGCCCAUGAAAAACGAAGUCAACAAAUUGUUAAGAAAUGAAAACGAAGUAUGGAAACCCAACCUUACCAGUGAAGAGUAUGCCAAGAAACUGAAAGAUUGUCAAUCAUUAGGAAAUCUGUUUCAUAACUACUACAUAUAUGGUGUCAGGCCAACAUGUUAUUUAGAAAAGCAAGACUUUAUCAACGCAGUCAGAUGGGAGACUAGUAAAGCUGAGGAUGCUAAGAAUGCACUUCAAGCACGAGAAGGUAAACUACAAAGCAGGCAUCCUCAUGUCUGGGAGUUUCGGCAAGAAAAGAUCCCUCCUAAGGAAUGGACUAUUCCAGUAUUCACAGACAAUAAUUCUGGGUAACUGAUCAGUCGUGCCAAAUGGCAUUUCAUAGGAGUGAAUUCUAAUUCACAUUACAAGCACAUAGCAGUUUGAGUGGAUGCUAGUUCCAUGGGGGCAGAUCAUAGGGGGACAGUGGGGACUUGUUUGUCCCUCCACAUAUAUUAAAGGGCUAAAUACCUCCACUUUUUGACUGUUAUAUUGUUGAAAUGAACUGUAUAAAUGACCCAGAUGUUAAGAAAAAGUGUUCUGCAGCAGCCCUUGCCAUUAAAGUAAUAACAUUAACUUACAACUCUUGCACAAUUUUGGAAAUAUGUUAUGAGGAACAUGCGAUGGUGGUGGAUUGUACUAGAUAAGAGUGUCAUUUCCGGCCAUCUAAAGCUACUAUUCAAAUUCUCACUCAUCAGACCCAACAAUAAUGGAGCUGAGGUGGGCUGUCACAUUUUUUGCUUGUUUAUAAAUGCAUAAUACUUGUUUUGUGCCACUUAAGAAAAGAUUACACUAAUAAAUGAAUACAUUAAAUUUAAGUUCAUUGUUUAUCAAUACUUUGCUCCUGAAAGUUUUUAAAUGACAAUGUAGAGGUUGAUGAUGGCCAUUUUAUUUUUUUAAUUUAUUUUUUCAUUUUUUUUGUAUAAAAACAUACAAAACAACAACCAAUGGCUGAAACAUAAACACUUAUUCUACAAAAAUAUUAAUAUAAAAAAGUCAAGCUGUUAUUUAGGACUUGUUGUGGAUACUGGCACAGUCCGGAGGUAGAAUUAAUUAAAGACAAAUGUUAUAAAUGUCAACCCAAGUAAUUAGAACCUGUCAGUCAUUACCUUCACCUGUCAAUCAACAAUAUUGAGUACCUUGAAUGAGGUAAGUAAUGAAUAUAGUGCUCAUUAAGCAAGGCUUCUUGUCUACUUCCUUUCUUAAGGCAACAGCCACAGAUUGAGUCUGACCAGACCAUGGGGUAAUUAAUUAAUAAAGACAAUGUACAACAUGUGUUAACAAGCUAUCAUGCUCAUUAACAAUUUUAAUAUAGAUGUGACAUUAAAUAAAUAGUUCCCUAA
Anneissia japonica is the source of this 1464-nucleotide messenger RNA. Its product is annotated as UPF0545 protein C22orf39 homolog. Bases 80 to 436 code for a protein of 118 amino acids. The transcript is spliced from 5 exons. The record is from RefSeq and is a predicted model, not a curated record. Lineage: Eukaryota; Metazoa; Echinodermata; Crinoidea; Comatulida; Comatulidae.